AAGUUCUGCAAAACUAAACAAACAAAAACAUCAAAAUGUUCAAAUUCUUCUCUUUGUGCUUAUUCGCUAUUAUUGCCUUGGCUGCCGCUAAACCCGGUAUUGUGGCUCCUUUGGCUUACUCGGCUCCCGUUGUAGCUGCUGCUCCUUAUACUGCUGCUUAUACUGCUCCCUACGCUGCCGCUUACACUACUCCUUAUGCUGCUGCUUACUCUGCCUAUCCUUAUGUAGCUUCUCCUUAUGCUGCUGCUUACUCCGCUUACCCUUAUGCUGCUUCUUAUGUUUUGCGCAAGUAGAUUCGGAUUUGAAAAGGGUCAUGAAAUUUGUUCGGGGAAUUUAUUGGACUGAUAGAUGUGAAAAAAUAAAUAAAUUUACUCUUAUAGAGUAAAAGUUGUUAAAAC
Lucilia cuprina (Australian sheep blowfly) is the source of this 398-nucleotide messenger RNA. Its product is annotated as vitelline membrane protein Vm26Ab-like. The record is from RefSeq and is a predicted model, not a curated record. Lineage: Eukaryota; Metazoa; Arthropoda; Insecta; Diptera; Calliphoridae. The transcript has 2 exons. The coding region runs from base 36 to 293 and encodes 85 amino acids.